AGGAGAAUGGAGGAUGGGGCAGUGGAGCGGAAGUGGAACGCACGGAACUGUUAACGUCUGAAAGUCCAGCUCUUAUGCGGAGGCACCUCUCUCGCUCUUUCCUAUUCGUGCGGUCAGACGAAUUAACCACCGUUGAUAUUGCAGAAGUCGAACCCCAAUAAACCAUAACAAAAACCAAAAUAAAAUUAACUUAAAAAAAAAAAAAACUGAACUAAAAGGCCUCCCAGAGAAAGAUUUUGGAGCUUCUUCGUUUUUAUCCCAGUCUGGCUUCAAGGCCAUGGCUGCUAAGAAAAUUAUAGCAAUAUGUCAGUCCGGUGGGGAGUUCGUGACCAAUAAAGAUGGAUCCCUUUCGUACAGUGGGGGUGAUGCCUAUGCAGUAGACAUUGAUCACCAAACCCAACUCGAAGAUUUCAAGUCGGAAAUUGCUGAUAUGUUUAGUUGCAGUGCUGAUACGAUGAGCAUCAAGUAUUUCCUUCCUGGUAACAAGAAGACUCUCAUUACAAUCUCCAAAGACAAGGACUUACAGAGAAUGCUCAAUUUUCUUGGGGAUUCUGUCACCGUUGACGUGUUUAUCAUCUCUGAGGAAGCUGCUGCUAGGAAUGUAUCCAACAUGCCAGCUAGUAGGUCAAGCAGGACAACUGUGUCCGAAGCUGUGGUUCCUAUUGUUGAGCCUGUUGACGUGGCAGUUGAUAUGGGCAAUGCCAGUGAUCGACUUGACAUGGAGCUCAAUGAACCUCCUUUGCAUUGUGUUCCUCUGGGUUCUUAUGAUGACAAGCAUCACAAAGCUGCACAGCAGUGGGAAAACACAAUUACUGGGGUGGACCAGAGGUUUAAUAGUUUUAGUGAAUUCCGAGAAGCAUUGCAUAAGUACUCGAUAGCUCAUGGAUUUGCUUACAGAUAUAAGAAAAAUGACAGUCAUCGUGUUACUGUAAAAUGCAAAUCCCAAGGGUGCCCAUGGCGGAUAUAUGCAUCCAGGUUGUCUACCACCCAGUUAGUUUGUAUCAAGAAAAUGAACACGAAUCAUACAUGUGAAGGAGCUGCAGUGAAAGCUGGGUAUCGAGCAACUAGAGGUUGGGUGGGAAGUAUCAUAAAGGAGAAGUUGAAAGUUUCUCCUAACUACAAGCCAAAGGAUAUUGCAGAUGACAUCAAACGAGAGUACGGAAUUCAAUUGAAUUAUUCUCAGGCAUGGCGUGCAAAAGAAAUUGCGAGGGAGCAGCUGCAAGGUUCCUAUAAAGAGGCAUAUAAUCUGUUACCCUAUUUCUGUGAGAAGAUAAAGGAAACCAAUCCUGGCAGUAUUGCAACAUUUACCACUAAGGAGGACUCAAGCUUCCAUCGUCUCUUUGUAACUUUCCAUGCCUCAAUUUUGGGUUUUCAACAAGGUUGCCGUCCUCUCCUUUUCCUUGAUAGCACUCCUUUAAAUUCAAAAUACCAAGGUGUAUUGUUGACUGCAACAGCAGCAGAUGGUGAUGAUGGUAUCUUUCCUGUAGCCUUUGCGGUUGUGGAUGCUGAAUCUGAGGAUAACUGGCGCUGGUUCUUAACAGAACUGAAAUCUGCCCUGGAAAUGGAACUGAAACAACUGUCAACAUCUCAGCAGUUCACGUUUGUUGCUGAUUUUCAGAAUGGUCUGAAAGAGUUAUUGGCUGAGAUAUUUGAUAAAUGUUACCAUGGCUAUUGUUUACGCCAUCUUGCAGAGAAGCUUAACAGGGACUUGAAGGGGCAAUUUUCUCACGAGGCAAGGAGAUUCAUGAUCAAUGAUUUUUAUGCUGCCGCUUAUGCACCGAAACUCGAUGGUUUCCAGCGUAGUGUAGAAAACAUUAAAGGCAUUUCACCUGAGGCUUACAAUUGGGUCAUUCAGAGUGAACCAGAGCACUGGGCUAAUGCAUUCUUUGCAGGAGCAAGGUAUAACCACAUGACAUCAAACUUUGGUCAGCACUUCUACAGUUGGGUAUCAGAGGCACAUGAGUUGCCGAUCACACAGAUGAUUGAUGUGUUACGAGGCAAGAUGAUGGAAUCUAUUUAUACAAGACGAGUGGAUUCCAACCAGUGGAUGACAAAACUAAUACCAUCCAAGGAAGAGAAGCUAGAAAAAGAAACUUCAAUAGCUCGAUCUCUACAAGUGUUGCUCUCACACGGUAGCACAUUUGAGGUUCGUGGGGAUUCUGUUGAGAGUGUUGAUGUUGAUCACUGGGAUUGUAGCUGCAAGGGAUGGCAACUUAGUGGUUUACCUUGCAGCCAUGCCAUUGCUGUAAUAACAUGCCUAGGUAGGAACCCGUAUGAUUAUUGCGCCAGGUACUUCACGGCUGAGAAUUACCGUCUAACAUAUUCAGAGUCAAUUCACCCUGUUCCAAAUGUGGACAAACCGGUCCAGAGUGAAUCAACUCAGGUAGUGGUUACUGUAACCCCUCCCCCUACAAAACGACCGCCAGGUCGGCCAAAGAUGAAGCAGUCUGAAUCAGUGGACAUAAUUAAACGGCAGCUCCAGUGUAGCAAGUGCAAGGGCCUUGGCCAUAAUAAGAAGACAUGCAAAGGUUCCUAGUAGACAUAUAUUUUAGGAAGGAAGUUGUAAGUAGGUUGCCUUUCAGCUGUAUAUGCUUCUGACUAUUUUUGGGUUUGCAGUUUAGGGUUGAAUUUUUCAAGCUUGAGAUAGCUGUUUAGAUAGUUUCUUUUAUUUGUAAACCAUUCUUUGGUUUGCAAGUUAUUCUAUUAUUCUUAUUCUCAAUUUGCAAUGCUGCUUGACCUUCAACUUAAAUCUUAAAAGUUUCACAAUGCCUUGUUAAGUUACUUUGAUAUA
Molecule: messenger RNA, 2791 nt
Organism: Ziziphus jujuba (common jujube)
Lineage: Eukaryota; Viridiplantae; Streptophyta; Magnoliopsida; Rosales; Rhamnaceae
Exons: 3
Coding region: 278-2536 (752 amino acids)
Molecular function (GO): protein binding; zinc ion binding
Source: RefSeq, a predicted model, not a curated record